Molecule: messenger RNA, 2985 nt
Organism: Phyllostomus hastatus (greater spear-nosed bat)
Lineage: Eukaryota; Metazoa; Chordata; Mammalia; Chiroptera; Phyllostomidae
Gene: SCLT1
Product: sodium channel and clathrin linker 1
Exons: 21
Coding region: 481-2550 (689 amino acids)
Biological process (GO): clustering of voltage-gated sodium channels; cilium assembly
Cellular component (GO): centriole
Source: RefSeq, a predicted model, not a curated record
CUAGGAGCGGUCCGUGCACCGGUUUCAAAGUGGCAGGGCGGGCCGAGUGGACUUCCGCGACUGGCCCCGGCCCUCCUGAAAUCGCCUCUCACUCCGAGAAGUGCGCCCCCGCCGGGCUGCCCGCCUGCUCCCUCCCCGCUCUCCAAGGUGCCCCGACAGGACCCGAGUGACCCGCGGGACGCCUGUAUCCCUCCGUGUCCUGGACCCACCCAGGUGGGAUUCGUGUAAAUGCGGAACGGAGUGCACUUGGCGGGUCCCGAGCAAACCUGAAAUCUGAAGUCUCUCUCCUGAAUCAGGGACUCGGCUGGGACUCGGGAGGAGGGGGCGCGGCUCCUGCGGACGCCUCGUGAGUAGGAUGCUGAUCACGCCGCUGGACAGCCUCCGCAGCAGCGUUGCGGUCGUGUUGUUUUCCCGCACAGCGAGCUCUGUCACUUCGAGGAAAGUCGAGGUGGUAAAGAUCCAAACUCAAAUUUUAUCCAAAUGGCCUCAGAAAGCGACUCUGUGAGUGAGAAAAAUCAAAGACUAAAUGAAGUUCUUAGGCCGUACCAAAUGGAAGAUCUUUCCAAACAUUCGACAGUACAGAGCGCUGCCUUCAAAGGAGAGGGGGGUGACGUUUUGGGAAACUCAGUUGUUGACCAAAGCAUUGUAGCGCCUCCUAUUACUGAGUAUGAUAAGCAUCUGGAAGAGCUAAAUGGGCAGCUGAAAUAUUAUCAGAAACAGAUGGGUGAGAUGAAACUACAUCUUGAAAAUGUCAUCAAGGAAAAUGAAAGGCUGCACGGUGAGUUAAAAGCUGCUGUAGAAAACCAGCUGGAGGCCCUUCCCCUCGGCAUCGAGGGGAUGAAAAGUGAUAUAUACGUGGAUGACGAAACAGUUAAGAAUCUUCAGGAACAGUUACACCUAGCCAACCAAGAAAAGAACCAGGCCGUGGAGCUCUGGCAGACCGUUUCUCAGGAGUUGAACCGACUGCAGAAACUGUACCAGGAACAUGUGAUGGAGGCCCAGAUUUAUGUAGCCGAGAGUCAAAAACAAAAGGAUCAGCUGAGCAGCUUCCAACAGCUGACCAAGCAGCUGCAUGUCACUAAUGAGAACAUAGAAAUGACUAACCAACACUUUCUGGAAACAGUAACUGAACAAAAUGUGGAAAUCGAGCGACUCCGAAAACAACUUAGGCAAACCAAGACAGAUCUGAGAAUUGCAUCUGCGAAACUGGAAGAGUUAACUAAAAUGACUGAAGAGUCUCAAAAACAGAUGAAAAAGAAGGAGGAGGAGGCGGCGUCUGCCCAGCGGAGAGAGGACGCGUCGGACCGGCGCUUACAGCAGCUGCAGAGCAGCGUGAAGCUGCUGGAGACAAGAUUAUGUGUAGCAAUUCAAGAAGCCAACCAAUUAAGAACAGAAAAAACACAUUUGGAAAACCAGACCAGAGACUUACAAGCAAAGUACAAUGAAUUAGAAAAUGAGAAAUACGAAGCUAUUCUAAGAGCCAGAAAUAGCAUGCAACUCUUAGAAGAAGCUACCCUGCAAAAAAACCAGGCUCUGCUGGAGGAGAAGCAAAAAGAAGAGGAGAUAGAGAAAAUGAGAGAAACAUUUUCCCAGGUUGUCCAAGAUGCUGCCAUAAGGACCAAAAAGGAAAUUACAAACACAAGAAAACUUUAUAACAUACAGAUUUCUCGACUGACAGAAGAGCUUUCAGCACUUCAGAUGGAGUGUGCCGAAAAACUCAGCCAAACUGAACGAGUCAUGAAGGAGAAAAAAGCAGUGGAAGAAGAACUAGAAAAGAUUUACCGUGAGGGCAAAGGAAGUGAAAAUCUUUACAGAAAACUGGAGGAAAUGCACCAAAGAUGCCUGGUUGCAGAGCGUUCCAAAGACGAUCUUCAGCUAACACUUAAGACAGCAGAAAAUAAAAUAAAACACCUUGAAAUAAAUUCCUCGGAAGAGAUAUCGCGCUGCCAAGAAAUGAUUCAGAAACUGCAAAGUGUCUUGGAGUCCGAGAGAGAAAACUGCGGGCUGGUCAGCGAACAAAGGCUGAAACUGCAGCAGGAAAAUGAGCAGUUACGGAAGGAGAUGGAGGAUUUAAGGAAGAUGGCUCUGGAGGCUCAGAAAAAAGCCAAAUUAAAGGUCAGUGCAAUGGAGCACGAGUUCUCGGUGAAGGAGCAUGGGUUCGAAGUGCAGCUGAGGGAGAUGGAAGACAGCAAUCGCAACUCCACCGUGGAGCUGAGGCGGCUCCUAGCCACGCAGCAGAAGGCGGCCGAUAGGUGGAAGGAGGAAACAAAGAAACUUACCGAGAGUGCCGAAACUAGAAUCAGUAAUCUGAAGAGUGAGCUGAGUCGACAGAAACUUCACACCCAAGAGCUGCUUUCUCAGCUGGAAACUGCGAAUGAAAAGGUAGCCGAGAGUGAAAAGCUGGCUCUAGAGCAUCAGGAAAAAGCCAACAGACUGCAGCGGCGCCUCAGCCAGGCGGAGCAGAGAGCGGCCUCGGCUUCGCAGCAGCUCAGCGCGGUCACCGCGCAGAGAAGGAAAGCGGCCUCGGUGCUGAUGCUGGGAGACACCUAAACGCCCCGCGGCUGGCGCGCUGGCUCGCAGGACGCCGGCACAGAGCCGCUGCCGCCCGGGGAGGAGUGUGCGGACAGCAGGCCAGGCUCGGGUCGCCCCGCGUGAGCGCCCUCCGCGCUGCGUCCGGCCCGAGGCUCGGUGGGAAGCAGAGCAGUGAGAGCCUGCAGUAAGCAAGGAAAACGCGACCCUGUCCUGAGCUUCGGUGGAGAAUAAAGCCGGCCGAGGAGACGCCUUCGCCUUCAUCACUGUGUCGAUUUUUUCAUCCCCCCUUUCCUUUGGAAUUGCGUAGUAACUUUUCGGCUAUGCUAAUCAUGAGGAAGAGAUUUUAAGAAAAGUGCUAGAAUUUUCAUAUUUCCACUUCCAAGAUUUGAGAAUUUUAUAUCCCAUUGUUACUUCUAACUCAUUUUUAAGGUUCCCAAGAAUCCGUUUGAUUAU